Molecule: messenger RNA, 3328 nt
Organism: Micropterus dolomieu (smallmouth bass)
Lineage: Eukaryota; Metazoa; Chordata; Actinopteri; Centrarchiformes; Centrarchidae
Gene: dus1l
Product: dihydrouridine synthase 1-like (S. cerevisiae)
Exons: 14
Coding region: 371-1852 (493 amino acids)
Molecular function (GO): tRNA dihydrouridine synthase activity
Source: RefSeq, a predicted model, not a curated record
ACAUUUUCUGUCAGACUCGUUGUCGCGUGUUGUUCGGCGGUGCAUCAUGUGCUACACGUCAACUGAUGGCAGUUAGCUUUGCAAGCUAAAUGACAAGACAGCACAGACACAGCUAAGUAGUUUGUGGUAAAUGUGAAUAACUGUUGAGAGAGAGAAAGUUGGAAGUAAAACAGAAACGCUCGAAACCAACAAAAAUGCUGAGUCGCCAGCCUCGCUCUUGCUAACGUUACGAGACAAGUGAAAAGUUGUCUAAGAUUGCAAUACAGCUAGUAACGUUACUGUACUGUCGGUGUGGAGCUAGCUACACUCUGCGUCUCUGCUCGACGUUCAAAAUAUUUCACUAGAGUCUGAACAGUACCUGCCAGCUGUGAUGGCCAAGCUCCAGGGCUUUGAGUUCUGGAGGAAGACCCUGAAAGGAGCCCGCUUUGUGGUGGCACCCAUGGUGGACCAGAGCGAGCUGGCCUGGCGACUGCUGAGCCGUCGCCACGGCGCUCAGCUGUGCUACACCCCCAUGCUCCAUGCUCAGGUGUUUGUUCGCGACGGCAAUUACAGGAGAGAAAACCUCUACAAUGAGGUGUCUGAAGAGGACCGACCUCUCAUCACACAGUUUUGUGCCAAUGAUCCAGAGGUGUUCCUUCAGGCGGCUCUGCUGGCCCAGGAUUACUGCGAUGCUAUCGACCUCAACCUGGGCUGUCCGCAGAUGAUCGCUAAGAGAGGGCACUAUGGAGUUUUCCUACAAGACGAAUGGGAGCUGUUAGAGAAAAUGGUCAGAUUAGCCAAUGAAAAGCUGUCGGUGCCCAUCACAUGUAAGAUCCGUGUGUUCAAGGAGAUCGAAAAGACGGUCCACUAUGCCCAGAUGCUGGAGAAAGCGGGAUGUCAGCUGCUGACCGUGCAUGGCAGAACCAAAGACCAGAAAGGAGCCAUGACAGGGAUCGCCAGCUGGGAGCACAUCAAGGCAGUACGGAAGGCAGUAAAUAUUCCAGUGUUUGCAAAUGGCAACAUUCAGCACCUGAGUGAUGUGGAGCGCUGCAUUCAGGAGACAGGAGUGCAGGGAGUAAUGAGUGCAGAGGGGAACCUCCACAACCCAGCACUGUUUGAGGGAUGCAGCCCCCCAGUGUGGGAGAUGGCUGAGGAAUAUCUAGAGGUGGUGAAGCAGCACCCCCCCUGCACUCUGUCCUACGUACGAGCCCACCUCUUCAAGCUCUGGCACCACACGCUACAGAUCCACCAGGACCUGAGGGAGGAUCUUGCCAAGGUGAAGACUCUCGAGGGUUUGGCCGAUGUCAGCAAACAGCUGAGGCUGCGCUGCCAGGAGGAGAUAGCCAAAGGAAAGGAUGUGGAAGAGAAGGAGGGCGGCCUGCCUUUCCCCCACUGGAUCUGCCAGCCAUAUGUCAGACCUGUGCCAAAGGAGCCAGUUGCCAACGGUAACAGCCAGGGUUCAGAAGUAAAGAAGACGGUGUGUCAGAAGAGGGCACUGGAGGACUCGGACGGAACAGCUGACACUCUCUCCAAAAACAAGCAGAAGAAGAGAUCCCGAAAUCCCAACAAGAACUUCUGUCCCGAGCAGAAACCCAAGUACAUAAAAUGUGAACAAUGUGGGAACCCAAAGGGAAAUAAAUGUGUCUUCAACCUGUGUCGAGGCUGCUGUAAGAAGAAGUCCUACAAGGAGGUGGCAGACUGUCCAAGCCACGGGCUGAGGUUCAAGACCAAGGCAGAAAAACAGAAAGCUGAAGAGGACGAGAGGACGGAGAGCUUGUCCACAGAGACAGAGAAAAGCAGCAGCACCCCUCAGCCUCUCCCAGAUCCAAGUACAGAGCUGCAGGAGCAGUCCAAGACACAGCCACCACUAUGAGCAGGACUGUGGCUAUCUCUACAUGCAGCAAAUCAUACAAUACAUAUAAUACAGCACUGAGCUGUCACGUGUAAAAGUCCUCACUGUGUAGGACUAACCAGGUACAAGUGACUUCUUUGACGAUCAGACGAGUAAUCACAACACCCUCGAAACAUUGUGAUGCCAAAAAAUUUAAGUAGGUUCACACAACAUUUCAGCCAUCUUGGUCUUCAUCAAGUGGUCCCGCAUGAUGAAGAACAGAACAAACGUCUCUGCUGUUGUGUGGACCUACUUUUUGCUGGCGGUGAUGAACACACGAGGGGCAAAGCGUCGUGUUCGUUUGGACACCGGAGAGAUGCAGUUGGAGGGUAAUUGAGCCUUCAGGUAACGAGGUUAGAGUGUGCAUGUAGAGGUAGCCAGUGAUGAGGCAUGACAUACAGUAUACACAGCUGCUAAGUAACCUCACCAACAAGGGUUCUCCAGGGAGAGCCGGUCUGUUCGAGACAGAUGGUGAAACAUUUUUAUUUUAUGUGGAUUUCCAGUAUACUGAUUAGCUCGGGAUGUUUUGGUGGGACAGUGGGGAAGUGUCACGAAAAUGGAAGAGUUACUCAACUAACUCUGCCAUUUUUUAUUUUUAAGCCAAGCUUUUAUCAGGAUAAGAUAGAACAUUAUCUUUUCUAAAGUUGUUACUGAGCCACCAAAGUUAAUCGACUCAGAAACUGUCAGAGACAUGGAGAAAAUACCUAGUCCAGGUUUACAGGUUUUAUUUUUCAUUUAAGGUCAUGGAUGGGGUUGCAUUUGCAACCAUUAGUUAACCUAUUUAUUGUGGGUAAGUGUUUGCCUGUUGUGCACUGACGUAUCAAUGUGCCUUUUGAUGAGAAGUACCACUGCCUGUCCAGAUCAACGGGGCCGAUCAAAGUGGUGCUCCAUCUGCUGUUGUCUAACACAUGCUCAGUGACUACACAAUCCUAAAGAAAUGUAUCUAAAGGUGCUAAUUGUGCAUACAGUGUAAAAACAGACACUCUGGCAUUUUGGGAAAAAUGUUUGGUUUGUCACCUAGAUAGAAAAGAGGCUGUGUAUCAAAUUCAUCUCUAAGCUUUUAGCCUAGCUUAGCACCAACGUUGUAAAAAUGAACAAAACUGCUUUGGAGACUUUUUCUUUUGAUGGAGGCCAACUGUUUCCUGCGAUUCUAUGAUGUGUGCUAAGCUAUCCUAAAAAGUGCCAGUGUCUCUACUGAAUGCGCAGACAGAUCCUCUCAUCUAACUUAAAGCCCAUGAAAACAUUUUUGCAUAUCUUAAAUAUUUCUCUGUGACAAUAAAUGUUCCAGACAAAAUAAGUAACAAUCAAAGUUAGAAGUCAAAGUCUGUAAGAAAAUCAUUUAGGUAUUAGUUAUCACAAAAAGCUCAGCUAAUCUGCUUUGUCAGGACAGUAUGGGUUUGGUUUGAUCAGGUUUGAUUGAUGACUUGGCAACAUAAAUAAACAACCCUGUAACUGUCA